AUGGGUCACCGUAAAACUCUCCUCUUUUCUCUCCUCCUCCUCCUCUCUUUGUUAUACGCCCCCGCCACCGCCGAUGAUACCACCGCCAUAAAGCUCGCCUCCGCCCUCCAGCCUACCCCCGCCGGCUGGUCCACCAAGCCUCCCUUAGCUUAUUGCAAUGGCAAUUGGAGGGGCGUCAAAUGUGACUCCUCCAACAGUGUUGCCUCCAUUAAUCUCGCCAAUUCAAAGCUCACCGGCACUCUGCCGGUGGAGCUGUCUACGAUGUACCAGCUCGAGUCACUGUCUCUUCAAGGAAACUCUCUGUCCGGUGACCUACCUUCCUUCGCGAAUCUCACAAAUCUGCAGAUGGUUUAUCUUGACGGCAACAACUUCUCCUCCGUUCCUACUGGUUGUUUUGAAGGUCUCACUUCGUUGCAAACCCUCAGCCUCGGCGAGAAUCGGAAUCUUGCGCCCUGGUUGUUCCCUCAGGAGUUGACGGGGUCGUCGAGUCUCACCACUCUGGUUCUCAAUAGAGUUAACUUGUACGGUAUUAUACCUGAUAUCUUCGCCUCCUUCCUCAAUUUGCAGAAUGUGAGGCUCUCGUACAACAAUCUCACUGGGCCUUUGCCGCGUUCGUUCGGAGGAUCGAAGAUUCAAAAGUUGUUGCUCAAUAAUCAGAAUACUGGCUUAUCUGGGCCCAUCGAUGUGUUAUCGUCUAUGACGCAGUUGGUCACGGCGUGGCUGCAUAAGAACCAGUUCAGUGGUCCGAUCCCGGACCUCUCCAAAUGUGAGGCUCUUUUCGAUUUACAGCUCCGUGAGAAUUUGCUCUCCGGGAUUGUACCUCAGUCGCUGAUGAAUCUUCCCAGCUUGAAGAACGUUACUCUGUCCAACAACAAAUUGCAGGGCCCGUUUCCUGUUUUCCCACCGACUGUCACCACUGUGGAAAUUACUGGAACCAAUAACUUCUGUGCGGACGAAGGCAUUACUUGUGAUCCGCAAGUAAUGACAUUACUAGCGGUUGCAGGGGGGUUUGGGUACCCAAUUACGCUGUCUGAUUCUUGGGAUAGGAACAAUGCAUGCCAAGGCUGGGCUUUCGUCUCCUGCAACUCCCAGGGGAGAGUCAUCACAGUGAAUCUCGCAAAGCAGCAGCUCUCAGGGAGGAUCUCUCCUGCAAUUGGGAAUCUCACGGACCUGAAGAAUCUGUAUCUGCAGAAUAAUAACUUGACGGGUCCAAUUCCAGAUAGCUUGACUAAAUUAGAUGAGCUAGUCAAUUUUGAUGUCUCGAAUAACAAUCUCUCUGGGAAAAUCCCAGUGUUUCCGUCUGGUGUGAAGCUGGUUAAAGAUGGUAAUCCUCUGCUUGGGACUAAUGUGAGCCCUGGAGAUGGAGGAAGUCCAGGUUCCAGCAGUGACACAACACCAGGUUGGAGUACACCUGCAGGACUUAGUGGUUCUCAGAACAGUUUAUCAGGUGUUGUUAUUGCCAGCGUUGUUAUUGGUGUUGUGAUUUUCAUUGUUGUUGUAAUGUUUGUGCUGUAUAACUAUUGUGUCAAGAAGCGACCUGGUAAAUUUGGGAGGGUGGAAAAUAGGGAAGAUGGCAAGGCAGCUGCUAAGAAUGGUAUGAAUGGGACUGGUGGUGGCCAGACCGAUUUUCAGAGCCAGAGCAGUGGUAAUCACAGUGAUCGUAAUAUUUUAGAUGGAGGAAAUGUUGUAAUUUCAAUUGAAGUUUUACGACAGGUGACAAAUAAUUUCAAUGAGGAUAAUAUUUUGGGUAGGGGAGGCUUUGGGGUCGUUUAUAAAGGAGAGUUACAUGAUGGGACUCAAAUUGCUGUGAAGAGAAUGGAAUCUACAGUUAUGGGUACGAAAGGAUUGAAUGAGUUUCAGGCAGAGAUUGUUGUGCUUUCUAAGGUUAGACAUAGGCAUUUGGUUGCCCUUUUGGGCUACUGUAUAAAUAGGAAUGAGAGGCUUUUAGUAUAUGAGUGCAUGCCACAGGGAACUUUAGGGCAACAUUUGUUUGAAUGGCGUGAGCUGGGAUACUCUCCCCUUACUUGGAAGCAGAGGGUUACAAUUGCAUUAGAUGUUGCACGUGGAGUGGAAUACCUGCACGGCUUGGCGCAGCAAAGUUUCAUCCACAGAGACUUAAAGCCUUCUAACAUACUUCUUGGGGAUGAAAUGAGAGCUAAAGUUUCAGAUUUCGGUUUGGUUAGAAAUGCACCUGAAGGGAAGUAUUCUGUUGAGACAAGAUUGGCAGGAACAUUCGGGUAUCUUGCACCCGAGUAUGCUGCUACUGGGAGGGUGACCACGAAAGUUGAUGUAUAUGCAUUUGGAGUGGUUUUGAUGGAGAUUAUCACUGGUAGAAAAGCUUUGGAUGACACCAUGCCAGACGAUAAUCCUCACUUAGUCACAUGGUUCCGUAGGGCCCUAAUUAACAAAAAGAGUUUUUCAAAGGCUAUAGACGAAUCUCUCAACCCUGAUGAGGAGACAAUGGCAAGCAUCAACAGAGUGGCCGAGCUUGCAGGUCAUUGCACCGCUCGUGAGCCAUACCAGAGACCCGAUAUGGGGCAUGCAGUCAACAUUUUGGGUCCUUUGGUAGAGCAAUGGAAGCCUUCCAGUCAAGAAGAUGAAAGCUUUGGUAUUGACACUAACAUGAGCCUUCCUCAAGCUGUUCAGAUGUGGAUGGCUGAUGAAAGUACUUCCACAAUGUAUGAUACAUCGUACGCUCAAACCCAACCAAGCCUUCCCUCAAAACCAUCAGAGUUUAACACGUUUUCUUCAACUGGGCGGUGACAAAGGCGAAAAUCAACUUAUUGGUGAAAAGUGGAACUGAGGAGGAGAUGAAAUAGCUUUGCACACGGUGCGACUCAGUGACUCAACCAAGUGUACCAUUGUUUUAUUUCAUAUUUGAUUCUUGCUCAUAAUCUUUGAUUGUUAAAGCUGGGGAAGAGGAGA
Messenger RNA from Tripterygium wilfordii, 2925 nucleotides. RefSeq names its product receptor-like kinase TMK4. Gene Ontology annotation, molecular function: protein binding; protein kinase activity; ATP binding. Gene Ontology annotation, biological process: protein phosphorylation. NCBI's taxonomy places the organism in Eukaryota, Viridiplantae, Streptophyta, Magnoliopsida, Celastrales, Celastraceae. The record is from RefSeq and is a predicted model, not a curated record.